AUGGCCGAACAAAUCGAAAAAGCUUUCCAAAAACAGCCGCUUUUCCAGAACGCCAAAGUCAAGGCCGGAAAGAAGGUCUCGACUAAGGACAGACGGUGGUACAAGGAUGUCGGUUUGGGAUUCAAAACUCCUGCAGAGGCAAUCAAUGGUACUUACAUCGACAAGAAAUGUCCCUUCACUGGCGAAGUGUCCAUCCGCGGUCGUAUUCUUACUGGCAAGGUCGUGUCUACAAAAAUGAACCGCACGCUUAUCAUCCGAAGAGAUUAUCUUCACUAUAUCCCCAAAUACAACCGUUAUGAGAAACGACACAAAAACUUGGCGGCUCACGUAUCGCCUGCUUUCCGUGUUGAAGCGGGUGACACUGUCACAGUUGGUCAAUGUCGGCCGCUGUCGAAAACUGUGCGGUUCAACGUCCUACGGGUAUCUAAGAACAAGGCUGCUGCAAAGGCAUUCGGAAAGGCGACCUUCGUCCCCCAGCCCGCAGCUUCCCCGUCCCAAACUGCUCAACAGUCGAGUAAGAAGUCAAAGAAAGCCUCCAAGGACAAGGAAAGUGAAUCAUCUCCGGAUAACGUCUCGCUGGAUACCUCUCCAGACGAUUCAUUAGAAACUUCGGAUCCCAAGCUUUCCAAUGGAACUCCCGCAAUAAAUGUACCAGAACCCAGUCGCUCUUCGGCUCAACCAUUGAACGGUGUCCAUGGGUCCCCAUAUCCCAACCCCUCUUCAAUCGACCCUUCGUCUCUGACUUCCGUAUCGCCACAACCUUCACCAAAACCACUUCCAGCUCCGAUUGAUAUUCCGGCCGCGCAGACCAUACUCUCUAACGCGAAUGCUAGUGCAUUUAGCCCCGGAUCUACUACCACUAGUACUGCUCAGGACAUGAAUGGAAAAUUGAAACCCUUCGAUGUCGAUGACAUGAUACAACGCCUUCUGGAUGUCGGCUACACGGGCAAAGUCAGCAAAUCUCUGUGUUUGAAAAACACUGAGAUUACUUCUAUAUGUCUCGCCGCUCGCGACGUCUUCCUUAGCCAGCCAACGUUAGUCGAACUCUCACCCCCUGUAAAGAUUGUGGGAGACGUCCACGGUCAAUAUUCCGACCUCAUUCGACUGUUUGAAAUGUGUGGUUUUCCUCCUGCGGCCAAUUAUCUCUUCCUCGGCGACUACGUCGACCGCGGGAAACAGAGUCUUGAAACCAUACUGCUUCUCCUAUGCUACAAGAUCAAAUACCCCGAAAACUUCUUUCUCCUACGUGGAAAUCACGAGUGCGCUAACGUUACUAGAGUGUAUGGCUUCUACGACGAGUGCAAAAGACGAUGCAAUAUUAAGACAUGGAAGACUUUUAUCGAUGUGUUUAAUUGCCUUCCAAUCGCUGCAAUAGUCGCUUCGAAGAUAUUCUGCGUUCACGGCGGGCUUUCUCCUUCCCUGCAUUCAAUGGAGGACAUUAAGCGAAUACAACGCCCCACUGACGUUCCCGAUUACGGUCUGCUGAAUGAUCUGCUGUGGUCCGACCCUUCAGAUACAGCGCUAGAUUGGGAGGAUAACGAGCGUGGCGUUAGUUAUUGCUUUGGCAAAGGGAUUAUCAAUGAAUUUUUGGUUCGGUACGAUAUGGAUCUCAUCUGUCGGGCACAUAUGGUGGUAGAAGAUGGAUACGAAUUCUGGAAUGAUCGAACACUUGUUACGGUUUUCAGUGCGCCGAAUUAUUGUGGAGAAUUCGACAAUUACGGAGCUUGUAUGAGUGUUUCCGAAGAUCUGCUAUGCGCAUUUGAACUGCUCAAGCCCCUAGACGGUGCCGCGUUGCGGAAAGAAAUGACGAAGGCCAAGCGAAAAAGUGUAAUGAACACCGCUACAUAA
Messenger RNA from Lentinula edodes (shiitake mushroom), 1848 nucleotides. Its product is annotated as Metallo-dependent phosphatase-like protein. The coding region runs from base 1 to 1848 and encodes 615 amino acids. The transcript is spliced from 12 exons. The record is from RefSeq and is a predicted model, not a curated record. Gene Ontology annotation, biological process: translation. Gene Ontology annotation, molecular function: structural constituent of ribosome; protein serine/threonine phosphatase activity. Gene Ontology annotation, cellular component: cytoplasm; nucleus; ribosome. NCBI's taxonomy places the organism in Eukaryota, Fungi, Basidiomycota, Agaricomycetes, Agaricales, Omphalotaceae.